UAUUACCGUGAAACACAUUAUUGUAGAGUGCAGUACUAUCAUUGGAAACACUUUGCCUUUUCUCCAAAUACCAAGUACAACUGCGAUGCAUGGGGAGGGAUCCCUGUUUUUAAGUACCAUACUGUUCUUGCAUUAAGCGAAUGGUCCCGGACACUCAACCCAAUGAAUUUCCUGUCUGUUCCCUUACAAUGAGGAAGCGGCUUGUGGCAUGUGUGGUGAUGAUAUACAUCUACCGAAACAGACGCAUGAUGCUGUGUGUGUGUGCUAGAACUCUUAAAACACAAAGCUUUUCCUGGAUCAGAUUGAUUUCCAAAACAGAUGAGUACGUACAUGUAUGUUGUCUUUUCUGCGAUUGAAGCAACAAGUGGAUUUUGCUGGUGUGUUGAGACCUGUUUGAAAACUUUGCGAGUUCAACUUCAAGUUUUGUGAUGUACAUGUAUGCGUGCUGACUGUUCGUUGUCGAUGCCAGCAUUUUGUGAUCAGUGCAGUACACUGAACAACAGAUAGCCUUGACACUGAUUGAACACAAUUCUGCCGGAUUUGCUGUCCUUUCCAAUGUCGGCUCAUUCUGCUUGCUGUUUCUACCUCCUGGAAAGAGACGCCAUAUUGAAUGAGACAACUCUUGGAUCUCAAAAUAUUGCACCCUGUGGAAAUUUCCACCCAAACAACUUUCAACUUGGAACUGUUGCCAGCAGUUUUUGCACAUAUUUCUAUGGACAUGAUUGACAGCUGUGUUCAUUAACGGAUGGGUGUGUGUUGUCACUUAUUGUUCUCCCAUCAAGUCAAGCACAGUUUUGCUGUUUCAGUGGACAAUUUCUCGGUGUUGCCCGACAUUCAGGUAGUGAGUUCACAACUGUUCAACAUUCUGUAGGCCUACUGGAUGUGUGAGUAUACACUCGCGGUGUGUGACUUUGUUGUCUGAAACUUUAUGUCCAACUCAUUGACAGGCUAACAAUUUUUUUAAAUUUUGGAAUAAACAAAGAAGAUUUUGUGAUGUCCUAAAGUUUUGUCUUAAAGUACAAGUACCGUUAGCACUGGUACCGGUAGGUCAGCUGAAAAGCAGUCAACUGAAAAGAGAAAGGACAAAACUGUGAUGGUUGAGUAAAAACUUCUGUACUCAGUUGUGAUAAUCCCACAGAGAUACAUGCAUGACAAGUACUUCAGGGCUACACGAGAACGAGGAAAUUUGUCGUCGACGAAACACUUCCCUGGAAAACGACCGAGAACAGAAAUGUGUGACAUCCCGCACCAGAUGCUGGGCAAAACACUAGUGUGAUUCAUCGUUGUGUGAUGCCCGCGUUAACACUUCUAGUACAACAAGUUUUGUGAGUGUAUGUGAACACCUUGCUUGUCAUCAUCAGACGGUCUUGUCGGUUUUUUUUUUCUGUCUUCUUUCUUUUCGUCUGGCAUGAAUCAUACGUAUAGUCUCGUGGGUCUCUCACCGGUAGCAGCCUUGUAGUUUGGAUGUUGUUCAGGUUGAACCCUUUUUGCCGGCUAAGUCAGCCAAACUUGUUGUGAGGGAACCCACUGUAUUUAAACUGCAUAUCAAUGGCUGCGACGCGAGGAGUGGUGGCAGUAUUGUGUGUGCUGUUCAGCUUGGGUCUGUUUCUGCCUGUCACAGGAAAAGAUCCGUACCUAGACUUCACCUGUGUCGCAAGUCAAGCCCUGGUUCCAACAGCAUCCCACAGCGGCGAGGUGACAAUCACUGCACAUACGCCGCUCAGAAAUGCCAGCGUCAGUCUAGAUGGGGAGACAAGGACGUCUUUCAAUCCUAGUAGAGUUGGUGACUUUGUUUGUUCCCUGGAAACGGAAGAUUUUGAGGCUGUGACGACAGUGAUCAUCUCAACCGAAGAUGCAAACCUUUAUCCGUCACGUCUCACCGUGACCUCUGACCCCCUAAUUGACAACGAAAUCAACAUUCGGAUGACAGCAAGGGACGAGUGCGAAAGUUCUCUGGAUUACAAAUGGUUUGAAGUUCGCAGCUCUGAGAGAAUUGUUAGGUCUCCAGAUUUGAUGCUGAACAGCGAUCGUUUUGGGAGUCGUUCAAGCAUCGUGUUUGAGAACUUCUGUACAGGCGGCAGGAGUCGCUCAGGAUAUGUCCAGAUAUUGUUGAGAGAGUGUCCGUCUGGAAAAUGGAGUCCUGGGGAUGGUUGCCAGCUGGACUGUUCCAUUUGUCUGAACGGGGGGAUGUGCCAUCCGCAGAUGGGCGAGUGUAUCUGCCCACCGGGGUUUAGUGGUUCUGAAUGCCAAAAUGUUCAUGGUAGGAAUGUCUUUGGACAGCUAGCCCAGUACAACUGCAGCGGGUCCGCAGACCCUCACCAUGAGGGAUGCCGGGGCCAGCUGUUCUGUCUUCCUGAACCGUUUGGCUGCACGUGUGCCGCCGGAUACCAAGGCAUCAGCUGUACAGAAGAAUGUGAGGAGGGAAAGUAUGGGGCCAACUGUGAGCAGAUCUGUCAUUGCCAGGAUAACUCCACCUGCCUGGCAGACACUGGGGAAUGCGAUGGCUCACCGUGCCUCGAAGGAUGGGAUGGACCAAAUUGCCAAGAAACUGGUGUGAUGAUAACUCUAGAGUAUAACGAGGUAAACAUCAACCAAAUGACCAACGUGACCUGCUCAGUGAACUACGCGUCACCCUUGAAUGAAUCAGAGUUCGUCCUGGUUCUGCCAGACGGAAGGGAAAAAGAGGCCGAUUAUUUCAUCGAAUAUGAGUCUCCCGUCACCAUGGAGUACAUCUUUGUUGUCGUUGCCGAUUCGUUAACUGCUCCGUACACGUGCAGCAGUGUCAGCAUGGACAGUAACGCAACCAUCACUGUGACAGCCUUCGAGCCCCCACAACUUUCAUCUCCGCCAAACGUUUCCGAAUCCACAAGGAGUUCGAUCACUCUGACCUGGGAAGCAUGGGACGCCCAAGCCGGCGAUAGGGGUGAGGGCCCCCUGGUCAACUACAUCAUCAGCUAUAGGGAACUCAAUGCAAAUGGCACCAUAGGAGAUAUCAUUACCCCGGGGGACACACUCUCAGAUGUUGUGCCGGGUCUGAAGGAGGGGACAAGUUAUGAGUUUAGAGUGUCUGCCGUUAGGCCCGGUGUGGGUGGGGUUGGACCCCCUAGUCCGCCGACAAUUGGCAACACUUCGUGUGCAGUUCCUGGGAAACCGACCAAUCUCAAUAUCAGGCCAAUCAAUUCCACCGCCUUCCGUCUAUCUUGGUUGCGGCCAGCCGACACGACGUGCCCUGCUAUCACGUACCACAUCAGAUACUGGUUUAGGAAAUAUGAAGAAUGUGAAACAAAUUUGGGACCAACAAAAACUGCACAAACCAGUGACCAAUCCUUGAUAGUUGGGGGCUUACUGCCAUAUGCCUCGUAUAAAUUUGAAGUGAAGUCUCAAACUGAUGCAGAAUCUUCAAGAAAAGCUGGAGGGAGGAGCACGACAAGGCAGUCAGUCCCCGGACCCCCGAUGCUGCAACCAAGUGCAUCCACAAACACCACUCUGGAAUUUUCAUGGACAGCACCAGACUGCACGGACCGGAACGGCAUCAUCUUAGGGUAUCAUUACCAGCUUCUACAUCGUCAUGGCAAUAUCUUGUCUGAGGGAGUCACAUCGUCAUCUGACGAAGCAAUGGUUGUCGGCUUUGAGAAUUUAGAGCCGUGCACGGAGUACCAGUUUCAAGUACGAGGGUGGACGUCGGCGGGUAAUGGAAGCUUCAGCGAGCCACGAAAUGUAACGACUGAAGAGGGAGUUCCUGACAGGAUCUCAAGUUUGAAUGUCUCCUCCAUCAACUCCACCCAACUUCGAAUUAGUUGGUCCCCUCCCGCGCAAGCCCCGUGUCAGAUCGUGGGGUAUGGGGUAUCAUACGCACUACUACAACAAGGCCGGUGCGGGCCAGCAGAAACCACCGAGACCAUUAUGAUUUCAGAUGAUGAUGUGUUAACAGUCGAUGUUCCGGGGCUGUUGCCCGAUUCAGAGUACCAGGUGGACGUUAGAGCUACGACUUCAGCCGGGCAGGGGGAAGGGUUCGACGGGACUGGUAGAACAUUUGAAGGAGUUCCUGGCCCUCCAACAUCUGUCACGGUCAACGACACAACAUCCUCCUCACUGAUCUUCAUGUGGGAGCCCCCGGUCUGCACGGAAAGAAACGGACUGAUCACCAGCUAUCGCACCAUGUUGUGGAACGCAGAUACAGGGGUCGUAGAAAAUACAACCAUCUCAGAGACACAUGUACAGUUCGAGAGCCUCCUUGCUUGCACAACUUAUUCCUUCCAAGUUGGAGCAGUAACAAGCGCUGGAUUGGGUUCAAUCACGGAUGUGCUAUCUUGGACUACGGGACCUGAAUUGCCUGAAGAAGUAACAGAUAUCCAGUUUAAUAAUGGGUCAAGGACCCUUACGAUUACAUGGCAACCUCCAACGGGUACCCUGUGUAACAUAACUGGUUACAACGUCACCUAUAAGCUCAUCAAGCACCUGGCGUGUGAUGAUGACGAGGACAUCGACUAUGAGAAUAUCGAUGAAGUAUCGGUAACAACCACAGAUCCUAACUACUCAGCCAUGGGCCUGUCGCCAUACUCCACGUAUCUGGUGUCUGUGGCUGCAUGGACUUUAGCUGGAGUGGGAAAUUGGACUCGCAAGUAUGCCAACACCUCUCAAGACAGGCCUUCACCUCCAGUGUCUGUAUACCUAACCCUGGCUACUCCCUCAGCUCUAGGGUUCAGCUGGCACGCACCAAACUGCACCGACAGAAACGGCAUAAUUGAAGGAUACCACUACCUAUUUUUCGACAGUGGUUCCGACAUUCCCGCAAUGGAAUCUACAGAUGGCAAUGUCACAAGUAUCACAUUUGAAGGAUUGAAGGCUUGCAAUAGUUACAUCUUUAAAGUUCGUGCCCAGACAGUUGUAGGAAAUGGUCAGUUCAGCUCGAUGUUAGAAACUUCAACAGAGGGCCAAGCUCCAAAUGCCGUGACAAAUUUUGGAGCAGAUCCGUCAGCAAGAUCUCUUGCACUGACAUGGACAAAACCAGUCAACACCACCUGUUACAUCUCAAGUUAUCUGAUCUCCUACAAGCUGAUAAGACAUCUCCAGUGCCCAGAAAACGAAAUCGAUGCUCCCGUGGUCAUUGAAACAACAAAUGGUUUGCGCACUGGAUAUGCAAUAUCUGGGCUGUCACCAGCGUCAAGGUAUUUUGUGUCUGUGAGAGCAGAAACUAUUGGUGGAGUCGGUGAAGAAAAAAGUCUGGAAGUGGACACUUUGGAAGCAGCUCCAGCAAAACCAACAAACGUCACCCUGUAUGAGGCAACAUCCAGAUCCCUCACCUUCACUUGGGAACACCCACUUUGCAGUGAGAUGAACGGUGUCAUUUUGAAUUAUGUGUACAAAUUUGUGGAGACGGAGGAAAGGAGUAGAAUUGACGAGAACGAUGUACCGCCCAACAUCACUUCACUGACCGUGGAUGAACUGAGUCCGUGCACGGAGUACCACUUCAAAGUUAGGGCCAAGACAUCUGCGGAUUUAGGUGCCUUCAGUGGAGCAAUUCAUGUCUUCACAGAGGGAGAAGUACCAAAGGCAGUCACCAAUGUAAACCUCAUCUCGUCCAGUCAUUCUAUUACAGUAACGUGGACGCCUCCUUCCACCAGAAAUUGUGUCAUCUCUGGCUAUCUGAUCACAUACAAGCUCAAUAGACAUCUGGAAUGUGCUGAGGAAACUGUAGACAGCGUUGAGUUUAAUGACACUCUGAGUAGCUCAAGUAGGGAACACGUGAUCAGUGGAUUGUUGCCAGCUUCUAUGUACUCGGUAACUGUUUUAGCACUCAAUGAGCAUGGACGCGGGGAACCAGUGGGUAGAGAGAUAGCAACCAUGGAAUCUGGUCCUGGGCCAGUAUCAAAUGUCUCCAUCAUCUCCGUCGGCCGGUAUUCUGCCAAUUUUAGCUGGUAUCCCCCAUCGUGUGAAGACAGCCAUGGCAACAUUACUGGAUAUGUGUGGACCAUUGAUCUCGAUGGAUCUAGUGGCCAGACCAUGCCAUUAACUGAACGCACAGCCGACACUUCCAUCAUGGUAACCGCUUUAAAACCCUGUUCCUUGUACACCUUCAGCGUCCAUGCGGUGACAAGUGCUGGUCCUGGCCAGGAAAGCACAUCGUCACCUUUUACAACUCUAGCAGCAGUGCCUGAAAAGGUUGAAACUCGACUGGUUUCCAAGAAUUCCACCUUUGCCCAGAUUGCGUGGCCGUCUCCAGUCACCCCUGACAACCCUUGUCCGAUCCAGCAAUACACAUCGACAUACUAUCUCAAAAAGUUGAAAGCCUGUCAGUUGGAAAUCUUGGAUGAGACAUUUACAGUGAAUACUAGCGACACACAGCUAAACCUGAUGGAUCUCCGGCCGUACUCAGUCUAUAAGGUUUCAGUAGCGGCAUCCACCAUGGCUGGUUACGGCGAGACAUCUGAUGAGUAUAAACUUGAAACAGAUCCUGCUGUUCCUGCCCAGGUCACAGGCGUCCGUGUUGCCAACUCAACCAUGGACUCUCUUCGGUUCGCUUGGAAUGAACUAGAAUGCGAAGCGCGACAUGACAAAAUCACUGGCUACAGAUACGAGUUCAGGAAUGCUGAGGAUUCUGAUGACGCUGAUGAUUUAGACUCUGAAGAAGAUAGUGAAUUGUUUGCUGCGUUUGAUGACUUGCAUCCCUGCACUGAGUACAAGUUUCGGGUUCGGGCCAUUGGAAAAACAAAGCUCGGCGUGUGGUCAGAUUGGGUGAAAGCAGUCACCAGCACAGUAUUGCCAGAGCCGGUGCAGAAUCUGACCUUGCGCCGAGGCGAUGUCCCGGCGACCGAGAUCCAAGUGUCAUGGCAACCGUCCCCACUUGACGACUGCUUCGUCAGCAACUACCAGGUUGGAUACAAGGCUCAGUCCCUGGAGGAGUGUAGCCUGAAUUCCAGCCGCUACAAUUGGACGUACAUCAACGUUGACAGAAUGAGUGCUGUGUUGAGCAGCCUGCAGGCCUACUCGCUUUACACUGUCACUGUGAGGGGAGAAACGGCUGCUGGACUCGGACAACAAGCAUCUGCUGUGCUGCAGACUGCUGAAGAUGUUCCAAUGGGUCCCCCUGAAAACAUCACAACAAGUUUGAUUGGACCAAAGGAGCUUCACUUCACUUGGAAACCGCCGAUGUGCGGACUACAAAAUGGCAUCAUCACCAGCUAUAACUACACUCUAACUGACCCAAGCACCAAUGUGACCCAGAAAAGUGGCAGUGUAUUGACAAUGGAUGUACUGAUCGGAGGUCUGGUACCCUAUGUGCUGUACCAGUUUUCCGUGCAGGCUAACACCGCAAUUGGCCCGGGGCCAGUCAGCCAUCUUGUCGUCAGAACUGAAGAAGGAGCGCCACCCCCUCCAAGAAUCUUCGUAGUUGUAACUGUCUCGAGGUUCACGCUACAGCUACAAUGGAACCCCCCAGAGCCCCCCUCUGGAGUUUUAUCGGCGUACCAGAUCAAGUAUUGGGCCAGCUCAUUGGAUGAGAGUUCUGCUGAUACCAUAGAACCCUUGUUUGAUAUGACCAGUCAAGUCCAUCGUUACACCAUCACAGAGCUGAGGCCAUACACAGAUUACAAUAUCCAGAUACGGGCAAAAAACGGUGCGGGAUAUGGAGAAUGGACUGAAAUUAUCACUAGCAGAACGGCGCAAGGGGCACCAGAGAUGCCCGCCAAUGUGAAUGUGAGAGAACGGACUGAAACUACUAUCACCAUCGAUUGGAAUGAACCCCAAAAUCCCAAUGGCGUCUUGACAGGAUACAAAAUCGAACACAGAAUUGUGGACCGUCCGUUUGGGUCCUCGUCCAGUGACACCCCAGUGUCUGAAUCCUACAGAGUGAUCACAAUCAGCCGAGAUGUUACAGAACACCAGAUAGGAAACCUGGAAGCCGCUACAGGAUACGAAGUACGACUGGCAGCCAAGACGGUGGAAUUCGGAGACUAUGUUACCCUACGGCGUGUUUAUACUAUGAUUCCAGCUAUUAACAAGCCAACGAUGACAGAUCCCCCGUCCCUCGGCGAGGACAACACAGUCACAUUACAACUGAAGCCCGUAUCUUCUCCAUACAUCAGCGUGUAUCAAGUCACGGUUGCCAAAAGCACCGCCGUCGGUAAACGUGACGCCAAACGUCCCGGCAGUUACAAGCAGUCCCCCAACAACUACAUCGCGGGGGAAUUCAACAAGACCGACCUUCCUUCGACGUUCAAAGUGGGCGACAACAAAACAUACGGCGGAUACCACAACGCGGCGCUGCAACCGGGCACAACGUACGCUAUCCAGUUCUGUGGGGUCGGCAAAACGCAACAGGAUACUCAGUCCAGUUGCAGUGAGGAAAGCAGUGUCACUACUAAUCCUAUAAACACUGGUCCAGGAAUAGAAGUGAUCCUUGCUGCGGUCAUAGCCGUCCUGGUAUUGGUUGCCGUAGUCUUGGUCGUCAUGGUGGUCAUUCGUAAAAGGCGGCAGUCGACAAAGUCAACCCAGGGAACCAAUGGAAUGGUGCUGGCAGACAUGGAAAAGGCAGAGGCCCGCGCCAACGGGCUCCAGAACCAAGCCAUGGUGGAGGAAAUGGUCCGCUCUCAGCUCAGGCGCUCGGGCGGGGUGAAGGGUGAAUCGACCACGCCUGUGCCACACCCGCAGAAAGAGGCAACCCCGCCCAAGAAGGCGUGGAAGCUCCACAAGGCCGUCAGCUUGCAGGACCUGCCGCAGUACGUCAAGAGGAAGAAGGCAAACGGCAACAAGGGUUUCAUCAGGGACUACGCGAGUUUUCCUGACAAUCAGCUGUACUCCAGCAAUGUUGCCCAGAAAGACAUCAAUAAGAACAAGAACAGAUACGCCAACAUCAUUCCAUAUGACCAUUCCCGUGUUGUCCUCGACCCGAUAAAUGACGAUCCAGAGACAGACUAUAUCAACGCUUCCUACAUCGAUGGCUACAAACAGAAGUAUGCCUACAUUGCAACUCAAGGUCCCAAUAAAUCCUCGACUCCAGACUUCUGGCGAAUGGUCUGGCAACAGGAGGUUGCCAUUAUCGUCAUGUUGACCAACACAGUUGAGAAUGCAAAGAAAAAAUGUAUACAGUACUGGCCAGAUGACCAGUUGGAUUACAAGAGCAUCGUCGUCAAGAAAGUCUCCGAGAGAGUAGAGCAAGAUUUUACCGAGAGAGUCUUUGUCAUCGCAAACAUGAACUUUGAGGAAGACUUACCGCGGGAGGUCAAGCAGUUCCACUACACGUCCUGGCCUGACAUGGGCCUACCGGACUCCCCCGCCCCUCUCAUGAAUUUCAUCCACGAGGUCAAGCAGGUAGAAGAGAGUGGCAUGGGACCGAUGGUCGUCCACUGCAGUGCUGGUGUGGGUCGGACGGGAACCUUCAUCACAGUGGACGCCAUGCUGAAUAUGGUAGCUGAGGAGAAACAGAUCAACGUCAUCGACUUUGUCUACGAGAUGAGAAAGAAGAGACCCAGAAUGGUUCAGACUCAGGAACAGUACAUGUUCAUCUUUGAGGUGCUACUGGAGACAUUACUGUGUGGCGACACCGUCAUGAAUCUCUCCACGUUCCCUGCUCAGUACGCAGCUCUGGGAGACUGCAACCCGCUCACUGGCAGCUCCUACGUGGAGGAACACUUCAGAGUCUUAGACACGAUGUCGGUGGCACCGGGCGAUGAUAACUGCUUCGGCGGAAGGAACGAGAUGAACCAGGAUAAGAAUCUAUACCAGGACUGCAUCCCUCUUGACAAGAGCCGUCCCUACCUCAUGUCUCCAGGCGAGGAGGGCAGUACAAACUACAUCAAUGCGUCUUUCAUCGAUGCAUAUAAAAGGAAAGAUGGCUUCCUAGCAGCCCAGAGCCCCUUGCCAAACACCGUGGUGGAUUUCUGGAGGAUGGUCUACGAUUACAAUGCCAGGGUCAUCGUCAUGUUGAAUGAGAUUGAUGGAUCGGAUGAGACAUGUGCACCGUACUGGAUUGACGAUCCGGAGGAAACAGCACUGUUUGGGAUCUUUGAGGUGCAGCUACGUGACUGCAAGGACUUCAAGCACACCAUAGCCAGAACAUUCAAACUGAAGAACACCAACAAGGCGUCAGAGAAGCCCCGCACCAUCCACCACUUUGAGUUCCUAGAAUGGAGCCCCGAAGAGGAAAUACCGCCCUCUAUCGUCCCGUUCCUGGGCUUCAUGGAGUUGGUGGAGCAGAGCCACCGCCAGACGGGCGGAGAUGGACGCAUCGCAGUCCAUUGUCUUGACGGUGUGAGCCGAAGUGGAAUUUUCUGCACAGCGAUGGCGUCGUUGGAGAAACUGAAGGAAGAGAAAGUGGUGGAUGUCUUCCAUGCUGUCAGGAACCUGCGACGGAAUCGACACACGAUGGUGGAUAGCCAGGACCAGUAUCUGUUCUGCUACGAUGUCCUGAGUACCUACCUGGAAGAGAACCAGACCUACGCCAACUUCAGAUAGACAAGAGAGGGCGGUGUUCAAGUCGAUCUCCAUAGGUUUGACAACUGGCAUCUGGGAUGCAUCACCUACACCUAUGCAUUAUGCAUGAGCCGACCAUGACUGGUUCCCAGGACCUGCGAGUACACUGAAUAAUAAUCAGGCCUGGCACCAGCCAAUUGACCCAAGGUCAGAAUUGAAGUGAAUGUUUUUACAAGCUGGUCUUUGGAAUUUCUUAGUUUCUUGAAUAUAUUAGUAGAGACAUUUCAUGAUUGCUGAUUCACACUUCCAGCCGCAUUUUUAAUUAAGUGGGGACAAAACGAACAAAGGUUAACAAACGGAUUGCUGAGCACGCAAAUCUGUUUACACGCAAAUCUUUUUUGUUUUUUAUGGCACUAAAAUUAAGGUUUUGCAAUCUUUUCUGUUAAGAUAUAAGUUAAAUGUUUCAUGCCAAAUUUGUACAUAAUAUGAUGCUGUGUUUUGCUGUUUGAAAAAAAAAGUGUUUACUAUCUUACUCAGCAAAUUGUACAUUAUUAUUGUUGGGCUAUUGCAUAAUUUAAAUAUUGCCAAGUAUUUUUGUAUCUGUGUGUUUGUGAUUGUUAAAUUUUGUUUGUGCAUUAAGAAAGUGAACAGUUUAUUUAAAUGAUGUGUAAUCUUGUAAUUUUGAAAAUUUAGUUAAUCUUGAAAUUGGUUUAUUAAAGAAAACCAUCAUUUAUAAAAGACUGAACAAUUGAGAUUUUUUAAUAAUUAUCAUAGUAUAGAUAAUUGAUUGCCACAUGUUAUGCAGAAUAUAUGAUGUGCCAUUGUGUGAUAGUAUUGCUUGUUUGAGUUUUAUUUUUCCAAAUAAUAUUUGCAGCAUAUUUUGUGUUAUACAGCUUUAGUGAUGGACAGUGGUAGAUAUGUAAUUAUACAGUAAGUUUUGUAUAUUAGUGCAUAUACUUGUUAACUAUUGUUACGCUCAAUUUAUACUAUAUGUAACUUAUUUAGGCUGGCAAUGUGAUCUAGAUGGAUUAUCGGUAGAGCUUGAUGAUAGUUAUCCUGUUGUCAUAAAUAAGGCUGGCUGGUCAGCAGUGGCGAAACUGGGGUCGGGGGUGGAGGUGGGGGAACUUAGGCAUGCCUGUGCCCCCCCCCCCUUCCCUGUUCCUCUCUCCCCAGAAUUUAGGAAAGGCAAAAAUGAGCUUAUUUGUUAACCCACCAGUGCCCCCUCUAGAUAAUUAGGCCCCGCCCCUCCCACUUUGCAAAUUAAACCCUUAUGUGCCUGUCUAAGGGAAUACUGUUUUGCCUAAAGAAAAAUACCAAUUUUGCUUUCUGUAUGUGACAACCUUAUGUGGGGACUUUUUUUUUUAGGUUCAUAGGUAAUAAUGACAAUUGACAGCCUGGCAAUUUAGCCUAAGCAAACAGACUGUAUGUGAGAUAGUGGGAUAUAUUUCAAUAGUGCCUGGUAAAUAUAAUGGUUGUAGGUGUGUAUAAGAUGAAAUAUUUUGCAAUAGCACUGCAGUGACUUUUGGUAUCUGUAUGAUGCAAUGCUUGUUAAUAUCGUUUUGAAAUAAUGCAGUAUUAUAUGUAAAGUAUACAUGAAGCAAUUAAAAAAUAUAACAAACUCUGGAAAA
Patiria miniata (bat star) is the source of this 12038-nucleotide messenger RNA. RefSeq names its product receptor-type tyrosine-protein phosphatase delta-like. Gene Ontology annotation, biological process: protein dephosphorylation. Bases 1549 to 10452 code for a protein of 2967 amino acids. The transcript is spliced from 47 exons. Gene Ontology annotation, molecular function: protein tyrosine phosphatase activity; protein binding. The record is from RefSeq and is a predicted model, not a curated record. NCBI's taxonomy places the organism in Eukaryota, Metazoa, Echinodermata, Asteroidea, Valvatida, Asterinidae.